This is a messenger RNA of Blepharisma stoltei, 1154 nucleotides long. NCBI's taxonomy places the organism in Eukaryota, Ciliophora, Heterotrichea, Heterotrichida, Blepharismidae. The record is from the annotation of a GenBank genome assembly.
AUGACUCAUCAUUUUACUAUAAUAAAAAAUAUGAUCUCCACCAGCCACAACUCAGCCUUACGAUUAAAAUACUCUUUGGAAGUCAGCAUACAUUCCAUCAAAAUCAAGCUUGAAGAAGCUGAGCAAAUCCAAGUAAUCAUCAAGAGAAAAAAAUCAGAAAUUAUAGCAGAACCAAAAGAAUAUAACAAAGUGAGUUGAGAGACUUCAAUAGAAGAACUGCUAACUUUUGAUAUCACUAUGUUUUGCGAGCAAGAUAAAUAUUACCAAAAAACCUUGGAUUUUUAUAUUAUUGUAAUAAACGGAAAUACUAAAUUUAAAAUUGGACACGCUGUAUUGGAAAUCUCCGAAAUAGCAGUUUCAGGAAAUCCAAUAAUAAAAAAGAACGUUCCAAUAGAAAAUAUUUCAGAUGACGAAGCUUUUCUAAGUGUCAGCGUUGCAAUGAGCGAAAUAAAUGAAAAUAAAUCAAAUGACUCUCAUAUUGAUUUACAAUGCAGAGCUGAAGAAAGCCAUAUACUAUCAGCGAUAAAAGAUUUCAAUAGAAAAUUUGAAUUUCUUCAAAGCAUAAAGAUGACGUCAUCAAUGAAUAAUUUACUAAUCCAUGAAAAUGCCAUUGAAAAUUCCUCAAAUUCAUCAAGAUUGACUUGGAGCACUCUGGAGUCAGAUGAAUUUAAUAUCAAGCUUGUAGACAAUCAACAUUUAUGCUUUAUUAUAUUAAACUCUAAUUAUAAUAUGAUUUGCUAAUAAUGCAUUAUGAACUAAAAGCAUAGAUAUUAAUAUAGUAUAUAUCCUUUGCAUAUAAAUAGCGAUCUGCACUAUUAUAAGCUUUAAAAUUUUGAAAAUUAAAUGGAGAAGAUAUAAAUAAUUUUAAAGUUGAUAAAGAAAAUCAAGCACUUAACCCUUCCGAAUUAAUUGAAAGCACACAUCGAAAGAGGUUUUAUUCAGCUGAAGAGUUUUAUCACCUAUCAGAAAGUUCGAGUUCUGAUGAAGAGCCUGAAAUAAAAUAUGAAGUGCUGGAUUCUAAGCUUCCGAAACGGACAAUGUCAGAAGUAUAUCCAAACAUGCAGUCAAAACUAGAAAUAAUUCGCCAAAAAGAAAGAAAUUCAAGAGUGUCAAGUAAACGUGCUGGAACUUGCUCUAGGUGCAUUACAUUUUAA